AUAGGAUGUUGCUUCCCACAUCCCUGCAUAUUGACUUCACACCCUUCAACCUCAGCUUGAGUCAGUGCUCGCAAACUUGGCAAGUCAUUAGCCUUUGUGGUGAUUGUGAUGACGAUUUGCUUGAUGUUUGCUGUGUAACUCAUCCGGUUGCUCAAGUCAGACGCGUGCAACACACACAGGACAUAUAUCAUAUAUCUAUACUUUACAUAUACAGAUCAGUCAGUGGCUUCAAGGUUCAGUCGAGUCCGCCUGACGAGAUGCACAUGCUCAUUUUGCAACUUGUUCAACUUCUUCACACUCUUUUGGCCAGAAGUGACAUUUAUUUUCCUCCAAUGAAUUGAGUCGACCCAUCAGCGGAAUGCUAAACACCCACCGCAAAAGAUUCGUCGAGUCAGCUGAGAUUCAAUGUUCGACCAUCCAGUCCGAAGGCCUCGAUGGAAAGCUCAGAUGGUUCGGAUCCCACAGAGCAUCGUGAAAUGUCAGGGCAGCCCUCUCAUAAUGCCUUGCCUGAAGACAUUUCAGCUCUCCUGAAGAUGCUGGAAGACAAAGAUUCAUUCGCUCGCAAACAAGCUUGUAAAGCUUUGGGGAACCUUCCUCCUGACGAGUUGGCCAAGCAUUCAUCGGAUUUGCUAAAUCUUAAGAUCCCCUUAGACGAAGACUUUUCAGUCCGCUGGGCAGUUUGCUUUGUUUUUUGCAAGCUUCCUCCUGACGAGUUGGCCAGGUGUUCCAAAGGUCUGCUGAAGAUGCUGAAAGACAAGGAUGCAUCGGUUCGCUGGGCAGUUAGUUGUGUUUUGGGCAAGCUUACUGCUGACGAGUUGGCCAAGCAUUCAUCAGCUCUGUUGAAGAUGCUGGAAGACAAAGAUUCAUUGGUUCGUAGUGCAGCUUGUGAAGCUUUGGGCAAGCUUCCUCCUGACGAGUUGGCCACGCAUUCAUCUGCUCUGCUGAAGAUGCUCGAAGACAAAGAUUCGUUGGUCCGUACUGCAGCUCAGGAUGCCCUGCGCAAGGUUUCCGCUUGCGAAUUGGCCAGUCGUACCUCAGAUGUGCUGAAGAUGCUGAAUUGCUCAGAUGAAACACUUCAAUCGAUAGCUCGUGACUCGUUAGAACAGUUUUCUCCUGGUGACGUGGCCAAGCAUUCGUCAGAGCUGCAGAAGGUGCUUGAGAUCGCUGACAGUCCUGUUCCCGUGGUAAAGACUGUGUGUGAAAAAUUGGGCGAGCUCUCGCCUGAGGACUUGGCCAACGCAGCAGACCUGCCUCAGAAGCUCAAAAUGCAUGAUUCAGAUGCUUCGACUCAACUUCGCGAGAUGUGUGCAGAUUCAGUCAAGAUGAUGAGUGUGGAAGCAAAGGUAGACAAUGACUGCGGUGUUUUGGUGCUGGCAUCAGAGCAAAGCCCGCAGGUGGAAAUUGCCAAACACCUGGAUAAAGAAGUUCCGGACACAUAUGGUGUCCAGCUUCCGAAGGCCCAGACGCUCUGCAGCAAUGUCUUCAAAGUGACGCAAGAUGCGUUGCUGGACAAGCCUACAGUGUCUACAUUGCUUAUUCCCAUUGAAGCUGGUGCAAACGUAGCAUUUUGCUCGAACACCGACAGUCCGUCGAGGAGUCACUGGAAAGAAAUACCAGCAACUUUUUCGGAGCGCUAUAUGGAAGUGCGAUUGUCAUCGAGCAGCGUGCAGUCGGAAAAAUCGCAAAAUUCCCUCUAUGUUUUUGCCGGUGUCCGCACAGAGCCUUGUGCAGAGCGUGCUGUACAGUGUUAUAGAUGGCUUUGCUCCUCGUUGGCUCCUUCCAUUCAAAGAACUAUUUCUGAGUUUGCAGGUGCUGGAAGUGGCAAUCGACGGCACUUGUUACUCUCAGCCAACUUCAAAAGUGAAGAGUUCAUGAACUCCUUGAAGACUAUCAAAGCUUCUCUUAAGGACAGAGGUGUGCCAACAGAAGUGGCUGUGGGCGGCGUAGGCCCUGGGCAGAUCUUCAUGCCGUUCAUGCAGACGAUGAAAAAGCUUCACGAAGCCAAAAUGAUGGUGGCUUUCUGCACGGAGUACUAUGGAGCCAAAACCGCUGGUUAUGGGACAUUUCAAGAGCUGAAAUACGCCUGCGACAAAAAACUGCCAAUCAUCUCUGUGCAGUAUGGCAACAUGUAUCCGCCGCAGCCUCCCAAUUCCAAGGAAGGGCGCAUUCAAAAUGAGUAUGUCUUCUCACUUCCAACCAUUCUUCGCCGCAUCAACAGUUGGAAAGACGAAAUUGAACAACCUGCUGAACACAUAGCAGAUGAACUUGCAAAGGCCUGGCGUUAUUACAAUGGUUUGCCUGACACUGAAUAAUGAUUUCAAUAAUUUUCAACAUUUUAAUGUACGGAGGCCGAAGCCAAAGGCUUCAA
This is a messenger RNA of Durusdinium trenchii, 2368 nucleotides long. NCBI's taxonomy places the organism in Eukaryota, Dinophyceae, Suessiales, Symbiodiniaceae. The record is from the annotation of a GenBank genome assembly.